AUGGCGAUGGAUCAAGUAGCGACGUUGGUGAUUGGGGAUUCCCCGGCUGAUCAUGAAUUAAAGGACAUGAUCGAUUUCUUCGGAUUAUCCGAUAAGAGAAUUACAGUGCAAUUAAAAAAUAAUUCGAAACAUCUUAAAGUGGAAAAGCUACCAUGCUUAAUUCUGGACGGAAAGUUGAUUUAUCAGUAUAAUGCCAUCGCGAAAUUUCUAGCUGCAAACAGCAGCAGCCACACUGGAAAAAGCGAUAUAGAAUGGAACGAAAUUUGGCAGUAUCUGGAGUACAGAUCUGCAGAUGUGCAGCCAAACACACGAGAUAAUGCUAAGAUUCAAUCCGUACUAAUGGAAAUGAAUUCUAUUUUAGCCACAAGGACAUUUGUAGUUGGAUUUAAGCAAUCUCUUGCCGAUAUUAUUUUAUACUUGGGCUUAUAUCCGAUAGCUACUUCUAUGAGUUGCGAAAGCAAACAGCGAUACAAACAUUUCUCCAGAUGGUUUGAUCAGAAUCAAUACUUAGCGGCGUCAAGCUUUCACUUAGAAAAGAUAUAUUUUCCGAAAAAAGAUGCAUGCUAUUACGAGUGCAUCGGCGUCUUAGUUCUCGAAAAACAGCUGAAAGAUUUAGCUCAAUUGUGUACAUUACGUAAUGACUCUAAAUAA
Molecule: messenger RNA, 651 nt
Organism: Trichoplax adhaerens
Lineage: Eukaryota; Metazoa; Placozoa; Uniplacotomia; Trichoplacea; Trichoplacidae
Exons: 6
Coding region: 1-651 (216 amino acids)
Biological process (GO): positive regulation of DNA damage response, signal transduction by p53 class mediator
Cellular component (GO): cytoplasm; aminoacyl-tRNA synthetase multienzyme complex; nucleus
Source: RefSeq, a predicted model, not a curated record